Entrophospora sp. SA101 is the source of this 717-nucleotide messenger RNA. Lineage: Eukaryota; Fungi; Glomeromycota; Glomeromycetes; Entrophosporales; Entrophosporaceae. The record is from the annotation of a GenBank genome assembly.
AUGAGUAGAAAAGAAAUCAGGUUAGAGUUUUUGCGUAGAGAUUUACAAAAAAAAGAAGCAGAAAGAGCCAAAUUAGAUAAAGAAUGUGGAAAAAUAAGAGACGAAGUUAGAGAAUUGCAAAAUGAACUGUUGGAAGAAAAAAUAACAAAAACUUUAUAUUUAAGCCGUAUGACAAAAACAAAAAAAAUUAUUCUUCUCGGUUAUCAAGGAGUAGAAAAAACCACUUUUUACCAAAAAUUAGUCAAAAAUUAUGCUUCAAAACAAGUGCCAGCAGCAAAAAUUAGUUCCGGAGUUAAUUACACCGAGUAUCUUAUUCAAUUUAAAAGUAAUUAUUAUUUUCUUAUUGACGUACCUACUUUUAUACCUCGUCCACAAACUGAAAUUGAAAAAGCCAUUCAAAAACAUAUUGAAGAACUGCUUAAGGAAACAGAACAAAAAGAAUAUCAGAUUUCUCUUUUCCAAAGGUUGGGACAAAAUUACCUUUAUCCUUUUUCAGCACCAAACAUCGCUAAUUUGGAAAAAGUAAUGGAAAAAAUUAUUAGUUUUGUCCCUAGUCCAGAAUUGCCACACGCAGAAAAAGAUAAUAAAAUCAAACUAACUAUUUUUGGUCCCCCAAAUUCGGGAAAAUCUACUUUGUUAAAUUAUUUGCUUAAAAAAAAUCGUUCUUUGGUUAGCCCGGUAGCAGGCACUACCCAAGAACCAGUAAAAGAUUAUUGA